GCCAUAUUGUUGCCUUGUAAGGGUGAAGGUCAAUUGAAUAUUUUAUGCGGGCCUGCAACAUGUCAGCUGCCAUGAAGCAACGGGCUCAGAAAAAGAAAGAUUUGAAAAUUGAAAAAUCACCACCACCAGACAGCAGACGUGAGGAGACCAAUUAUGAGUUUCCAUGGACACCAAAGGGAUAUACUGCCUUUAAGAUCCUCCUCUCUGCCAGACUGUGUGCAGCAGUGUGGAAUAUUGUCGGAGAUUGUGAUGAAACCUACAACUACUGGGAACCGAUGCACUUUCUGAUGUUUGGUAAAGGUUACCAGACCUGGGAAUAUUCCCCUAUGUAUGCAGUCCGCUCCUAUGCCUAUCUCUGGAUCCAUGCCUUACCAAUCUCCCUCUACAAGUCAUUAUUUAGCACAAACAAGAUCAUGCUGUUCUACAUUCUACGCUGUGUAUUUGCUUUUGCAUGUGCUUCCUGUGAGGUUUAUUUUUACAAAGGUGUGUGUAAACAAUUUGGAGCCAACACAGGAAGGAUAACUCUUGCUGUCUUGUUGAUCAGUCCUGGAAUGUUUAUUUCGUCCACUGCCUUUCUCCCCAGUAGUUUUUGUAUGUACAUGACUCUGCUGUCAAUGGGGGCCUGGUUCCAGGAACAUCUUCAGGUAGCCAUCUUGUCCACAGCUGCCAGUGCUAUCCUGGGGUGGCCCUUUGCAGGAAUUCUGGGAGCCCCCAUAGCUGGAGAUAUAUUGCUGAGAAAAAAGGAGUUACAAUUUUUUAUAAAGUGGUGCUUGAUGGCUCUGGUCCUGUUUCUGUUGCCAAGCAUGCAGACUGAUUUCCAUUACUAUGGGAAGCUGGUCAUCGCCCCUUUAAACAUAGUCCUGUAUAAUGUUUUCACAGAACAUGGACCCAAUCUCUAUGGUGUGGAACCAUUUUCUUAUUACUUCCUGAAUGGGUUCCUAAAUUUCAAUGUGAUGUUUGUGUUGGCAUUGUUCAGCUUACCCUGUGUUUACCUUGUGAAGUUCUUGCUGAGACUAAAGGAAAAAGAUAAACCAACAUGGCUGUUGAUGCUGCCCAUGUAUCUAUGGAUUCUUAUUUUCUUCACCAGGCCUCAUAAGGAGGAGAGAUUUCUGUUCCCCAUCUAUCCACUCCUGGCCCUAUAUGGAGCUGUUGGUAUCGACUAUUUACAGAAGCUGUGUUGUUUAUUACUGCCCCGACAAAUGGGCCGUCACUACACAGACAAUACGAGCUGGAUCCCUAUCUGUCUGUGUGUCCUGUUUAGUGUUCUGUCAUUCUCACGUGUCGUUGCUCUGUAUCAGGGAUACCAUGCACCUUUAGAUGUUUAUGUGGAGCUAAACAGGAUUUCCUCUGAUCCCAAAAUUCACACUUUAUCUCCAGAUAAGGUGGUCAGUGUGUGUGUAGGGAAAGAGUGGUACCGUUUUCCCAGCAACUUUUUUCUCCCUGGAAACAAUUGGAAUCUUCAGUUCUUGAGGUCAGAAUUCAGAGGUCAGCUGCCAAAGCCAUAUAAUUCUGGGGAAGAUGCCACUAGUCAGAUUCCAUCAGACAUGAAUGAUCGUAACAGAGAAGAAAUGUCCAGAUAUACAAACAUCACCAGGUGUCACUAUCUGAUAGAUCUUGACACACAGACAGACACAAAAUUUGAACCUAAUUACUCAGCCAUUCCAGAGGAGUGGACUAUUUUGUAUUCUGUGCCAUUUUUAGAUGCAAGCAGAUCUCACAGACUUUUGCGAGCAUUUUACAUUCCUUUUAUCUCAGGGAGAUACUGUACAUAUGUGAAUUAUAAUUUAUUGAAAACUACAAGGACUAAAAAAACUAGUGCUGGUAGAAAAAGGUAAAUUGUUGUCAAAUCAGAAACUCAAUAGUCAUUUAAGUUGCAAGUAUUGAUAUAUAAAUUGUUGUCAAGUCGGAAAUAAAGUUAUCAACAUAUAGAA
Ostrea edulis (European flat oyster) is the source of this 1931-nucleotide messenger RNA. RefSeq names its product alpha-1,2-mannosyltransferase ALG9-like. Gene Ontology annotation, cellular component: endoplasmic reticulum membrane. NCBI's taxonomy places the organism in Eukaryota, Metazoa, Mollusca, Bivalvia, Ostreida, Ostreidae. Bases 45 to 1835 code for a protein of 596 amino acids. The record is from RefSeq and is a predicted model, not a curated record. Gene Ontology annotation, molecular function: alpha-1,2-mannosyltransferase activity. Gene Ontology annotation, biological process: protein N-linked glycosylation. The transcript is spliced from 17 exons.